Mytilus californianus (California mussel) is the source of this 3513-nucleotide messenger RNA. RefSeq lists its product as uncharacterized. The record is from RefSeq and is a predicted model, not a curated record. The transcript has 10 exons. Bases 58 to 2871 code for a protein of 937 amino acids. Gene Ontology annotation, molecular function: GTP binding; GTPase activity. NCBI's taxonomy places the organism in Eukaryota, Metazoa, Mollusca, Bivalvia, Mytilida, Mytilidae.
GGUCAGACGCCAUACGAUCUAGCAGCAGAAUAUAAAUCUCUCCAGUAUAAAGAAGUGAUGGAAUACUUACAGUCUGUCAUGUCAGAGGAAUCUUCAGGUGUGACUGCUGGUCAAGGGAUGGAAGGUGAUAUGGUUCCAACUGAAAUAAAAUUAAUGGCUGACAAAAGAUCUAUUGAUUUGUACCUCAAAUUACUUGAGUCAGGCUCUGAGAAAAAGAAAGACAUACGUUUAGUAGUAGUUGGAAAAAAGGGUGCAGGAAAGACAUCAUUGAUUAAAAGAUUGUUCUCUGAAGAGAAUACAGAUGUAACUAGUACAAAUGGAAUAGAAAUCCACACAAUAAAAUGCAAAGCAAUGUCUGAUGAUGGCAUAUGGAAUAAAUUAGAUGGAACCAAUGAAGAAAAUGAAAUUCAUGCAAGACUUUUGAAACAAUACAAAGGAACAAUCGAAGCAUCAGUAGAAGAAGGAACACAUAAAGCUGUGAAGGAAAACACACCAUCAUCAAGUUUUGAUGAAUCAGAGGAAUCAGAGACAGUAACCCAGCAGCCUAAAAAAAGGAAACUUCAAGUAACCACUGAAUCUCAAGUUGAACCUCCAGUAACCUUGCAACAACGAAAUCAAGCAUUAGAACAGGCAAAAAUGGAGAUUGAAGCCAUGCUUAAAUAUACUGUUGAUUUACAUGACAGAGAGGAGUAUGCCACAUUAUUAUUGUGGGAUUUUGCAGGAGAUGAAGAAUUUUACCACACACAUCAAACUUUUUUAUCACAAGAUGCAAUUUAUCUUGUCGUAACAAAACUCAAUGAGGCUGACGACAAAAAAGCAAAAGAGAUGUUUCAGUUGUGGAUGAACUCAGUACAUUGCUAUUGUAGUACCACUGAAGUGCUUGAUAGUAUUGAAGAGAAGAAUAAGUCUCUUCAUCCUCCAGUCAUUCUUAUUGGUUCACAUAAAGACAAAGUUGAGGCUUCUGAGGAAGUUAAGAUUGAGGAUGCAUGUAGAGAUUGCCUUAAUAAAUAUGUUGAAGAUGUUUCAGCUGAUGCACGAAGACACAUUAGUGAUAAGUACGAGUACUUUAUUUCAAACACAGAAGAUAAUUCUAGUGUAUUCCAGCUAAUACGACAAAAUCUCUUGAACUUAGCCAAAACAAUGAAAACGUGGAAUAAAGACUAUCCUAUUAAAUUUAUUCAGUUGGAAAAAUGUCUACGAGAGAAAAAGAAGGAGUUACCAAUUAUUACCUUGAAUGAAAUUAAGCAAAUAUCUACUGAAACACCAAAUCCAUUAAACCAUGAAGAACUUAUGUUAUAUUUAAAUUUUCAUCAUGAACUCAGAGAUUUGGUUUAUUUUGAGGAUCUUCCAGAUUAUAUCAUUUUAGAUACUCAAUGGUUGUCGGAUACUUUUAAAUGUAUAAUAACAGCAGAGAAAUUUCAAUCAGGUCCCAGUCGGCAUCUUUUUACGGAUGAAUGGAAUGAUUUAAAUAUUAGAGGAAUAUUACAUAGUGUGGUUUUGGACCAAAUAUUAGAAACAAAUAAGAAAAUAUUUAAAUUUGAGGAAAAGCAAAACGUGUUUCAACAUAAAGAUCAUAUACUGAAAGUCAUGGAGAAAUUUGAUAUUAUAAUACGUCCAACUAUAUCAGACAGAGAUGCCACUGAUACAAAACCUUGCUAUUACAUACCUUGCAUGGUUAAAAAAGGACCUGACUGUCCUAUAAACGAACAAUUUUAUGUGACAGAAAAAAACUGUACAAAAUCCACUUGGUUAUGUUUCAAAUUCAAAUUUCUACCAGGACAUUUAAUGAAUCAUUUGAUCGCUUCACUGAGCAGAAAGUACGAAAUUGCAGAAGUGCCUGUCCGUGGACAAAAAAAACGGCCUAUUGCUCUUUUCAGAGGAACUGUUGUCUUUAAGUUACAGAAGACUUCAAAAUUACUUGUGAUGACAUAUCCAAAUGUUAUUCAGAUACAGGUUUGGGAUUUUGGGAAACAUGGUAACAUUGAAAGAUGUUUUUUCAAGGACAUUGAUGAUUUUGUCACAGAAGAAAUAAACACUAUAAUAAGUAAAAGAUUCCAAAUGACGACUGUAAAAUUUGACAAAAAGUGUGAAUGUGGCCUUGCAGAACCGGACUGUGUGACAGGAUUUUAUGAGCAGGAUGCAGAUUAUUUUUGUGAGAUGUGUACAGAAACACAUAUCAAUGAAUGGUCUGAUCAUGCACCCAUGAAGCUGACCAAGAUUUCUGAAAAAACUCAACAUGUUCGAGGAUCUUAUUCUUGCAUAGAGAGCACAAGUCAAAUCCAAAGUACAUCCACAAAGGUGCGUGUCAGUGUCAAACGUGGUAAGAGAGAUUAUUCAAAUAUUUCUGAAGAGCCACCAAGUAAACGCAAUUUGAGAGAGUUCACCACAGAGCAGAUCAAUUUUACAAAGAUGGGAAUAAUUGUGCUUAAUAUUCUUGCUGAUGCUUCAUAUGACCUAUUAAAACAAGAUAUACCAAAUCUACAUCCGAGGAGCGAUUGUGAUAUAACAUACUUGUACAAGGAGCACAGGAAACUAAACAAAAAUAUUCCAACUAAAGGAUGGGGAGGGAAUUGGCAAACCAUGCAGGUUACAGACAUAGCUAUUGGAGAUGAUAUUGAGCGCAUAAGACUUACAAGGAAUGAACUACAACACUCACGGGCAGCUGAACUUGGAGAUACACGUUUUAAUGAGUUGUGUAACAUAUUAAGUGAUCUUUUAAAAAGGUUUGAUCAACUUAACAAACCAGCAAGACUUUAUACAGAUCACCUAAAUGAAAUUUUGGCUAAAACUAUUUCUGCUGAGGAAGUUCAAUCAAUUGAAAAUGAAAUAUCAGAAAUGGAUAUUGAAGUUGAAAUUAUUCCAACACAAUAGAGAAAUAAGCUCAUGCGCAGUUUUUAUUGCAAAUAGUAAUUUAUAAACUUUAUUAGAAAUUUACAUACUACCUACCAUACCAACUUAUUGGCAGUAGACUGAUCAGUUUUGUGUACGAGGCCUUCGUCCUAGUAUUGAGAUAAACAGCUACCAAUUAAAGUCUGUCUUAAACUGUCUCUUCAUAGAGUUAUAAAAAGGAACCAGAUGCAAAAGUCAAUCAAACUGAUUAUUCAUAGAGUUAUGGAAUUUGAUUGCCAAGAUGAAAUAAAGAACAAAACUGUCUAUUCAUAGAGUUUAGGAAUGUUUAAUGGCUAUGAUGAAAUAGUGAAUCAAACGCUAUUCGUAGAGUUAAAAAGAGUAAUGGUCAAGUUUAAUAGUGUACCAAACUGUCUAUUCGUAAAGUUACAGAAAGUAACAGAAAGUAAUGGUCUAGAUGUAAUAGUGUACCAUAGUCGAAAUAUUGGACACAACUUAAAAUGUGAACCUAUAUUGGACUGUCUCGUUAUUAUUUAUAGUUUUUCAUUACUUGCAGCAAACCUGUAAUGUAACUAUUGCUAACACUAAACUUGUUAUGUACAGAACUAUUUUCAAAAUGUGUUUAUCAGUAUGUUUUGAGUGUAAAAAGUGUUUGUUAAUGUGUUG